Messenger RNA from Paramecium primaurelia, 1645 nucleotides. The record is from the annotation of a GenBank genome assembly. NCBI's taxonomy places the organism in Eukaryota, Ciliophora, Oligohymenophorea, Peniculida, Parameciidae.
AUGGGAAUAUGUAAAAGUAAAUUACGUCCAAAAGAAUAAAAACUAUCUGUAAUAAGAAGGUUUUCUAAACUGAACAUCCAUCAGUUUUAUCGUUUCACUUAAAUACUAGGUAGUGGGUCUUUUGGAACUGUUAAAUUAGCUUUCAGUUUAGAAUAGGAAAGAAAUGGCCUUUAAUCAAAAUGUUAUGCAGUGAAAUCAAUUGAUAAAGUAACUUAAAAAAUUAAAAUAGCAUCGUAUUGGUUAAAGAUUACAUUUGAUUCAAAGAGAAUUAGAGAUACUUGUUCAAUUAGAUCACCCUAAUAUUAUAAGAGUCUAUGAAACAUAUGAAGAUAUGAGAUACUAUCAUUUUGUAAUGGAAUAUUGUAGAGGAGGAGAAUUAUUUGAGAGAAUAGUAAGAAAAGGAGUGUUUUCAGAAAGAAAAUGCUCUAUCUUGAUGAAGCAGCUAUUCUCAGCAGUUCAUUAUAUGCACUAACAAGGAGUCACACAUAGGGAUCUAAAGCCUGAAAAUCUCAUGCUAGUAUCACCUGAUGAUGAUUUUGAUAUCAGAAUAAUUGAUUUUGGUUUAAGUAAGAAAUACCCACCACCUUAAUCCACAAAUCAAGGUAGAUCCUAAGUUAGAACUUAAACUAAAGUUGGAACACCUAUAUAUGUUGCACCAGAAGUAUUAUUAGGUAAGUAUUCUUAAACUUGUGAUGAAUGGUCUUUAGGAUGUAUCAUGUAUGUUUUACUCUGUGGUGAACCACCUUUCUUUAGUAACAAUCUCAAGGUUCUAGAAGAAAAGAUAUAAACAAAAGACAUACAGUUUAAAGAAAAUUCUUGGUAACAAAUCUCUAAUGAAGCUAAAAUGCUUGUUAUCAGAUUGCUUGAUAAAAAUCCAAAAAAACGCAUUACAUGUGCUUAAGCUUUGUCUAGUCCAUGGAUUCUAAAAUAUGGUUCUGCACCUCCUAGUAGAAUGGAAUCUAUUCCUAAUAAUGAAUAAGAAAAUGAAAAAGCCAUUUAAUUAUUGAGAACUUAUGGAAAUAUAUCCAAAUUAAAGAAAGAAACUCUUAAUAUUUUAUUAAAUUAAUUAAAUGAAACUCAAAUAUAAUCUCUUAGAUAAUAAUUUGAAGAAUUUGAUAAAGAUCAUAGUGGUACUAUUUCAGUUAAAGAAAUGACAUAAAUAAUGAAAAAAUUAGGAUUUAAUGACACUGAAAAAGAAAUAUAAGAAUUGAUUAAAAAGUUAAAAUUGUCAAAUAAAAAUGAUGUUUCAUCAUAUGGAGAUUUAAAUAUCUAAUAUUCUGAGUUUAUGAUGGCAUUAUUAAAUUAAUAAUAAUAUUUAAAUGAAGAAAGAUUAUGGGGUUUAUUUAAAUAAUUUGAUAUAGAUAACAAAAAUUAUAUAACAAGUCUUGAUGUAAGAAGAGCAUUUGAGAGAAGAGGAAAAUAAUUAUCCACAAUAAAAGUAGAUACUAUGUUUAAUGAAAUAAGUUUAAAAAGUUAAGAUAAAAUUGACUUUUAAAGAUUUCAUGAUUUGAUGCUAGCAGAUUCUUUAAAAACUCAAGAUGAUGAAAAUCAUAUACCAAAUAUGAGUAAAAUGUCUACUACUAAUAAUCCAUAAAAUUUGCCUUAUUUAAAUUAACCUAUUGGAGAUUUCAAUUUUGAUAUUUGA